AUGGAGCCAGUUAUGAGUUUGGCCUUGGCCGCCCAUGGGCCACCCAGCAUACUGGAGCCGUUGUUUAAAACCGUAACUACGAGCACAACCACAACAACAACAACAACGGCUGCGACAACAAGCAGCAGCAGCAGCAGCCCCACAAUUAGCCCCACAACCAGCACCACAUUGUUAACGGCCCUGUUGGAGAAUCUGACGUCAACGGCAGCGAGCGGCCUAUACGAUCCGUAUGGGAAUCAAACGAAUGGCACAUUGGGCUUUGAGACAAAGGGGCCGAGGUACUCGCUGGCCUCGAUGGUGGUUAUGGGCUUCGUAGCGGCGAUUCUGAGCGCGGUAACAGUUGCUGGCAAUGUCAUGGUCAUGAUCUCGUUCAAGAUCGAUAAACAGCUGCAGACGAUCAGCAAUUAUUUCCUCUUCUCGCUGGCAAUUGCGGAUUUUGCAAUCGGUGCCAUUUCGAUGCCACUGUUUGCGGUCACCACCAUACUGGGCUAUUGGCCGCUGGGGCCGCAUGUUUGCGACACCUGGCUGGCCCUCGACUAUUUGGCCUCGAAUGCCUCGGUGCUGAAUUUGCUGAUCAUCAGCUUCGAUCGUUAUUUUAGUGUCACACGGCCGCUCACCUAUCGCGCCAAGCGCACGACCAACAAGGCGGCCGUCAUGAUUGGCGCCGCCUGGGGCAUCAGUUUGCUCCUCUGGCCGCCCUGGAUCUACAGCUGGCCCUACAUCGAGGGCAAGCGCACUGUGCCCAAGGACGAGUGCUAUAUACAGUUCAUUGAGACGAAUCAGUAUAUUACCUUUGGCACAGCGCUUGCGGCAUUCUAUUUUCCGGUGACCAUCAUGUGUUUUCUCUACUUUCGCAUUUGGCGCGAGACGAAGAAACGCCAAAAAGAUUUGCCAAAUUUACAGGCGGGCAAAAAGGAUUCCAGCAAGCGUUCCAAUAGCAGCGAUGAAAACACCGUAGUGAAUCACACAGCUGGCGGCUUGCUGGCCUUUGCCCAGCUGGGCGGCAAUGAUCAUGACACCUGGCGACGACCGCGCUCCGAGAGCUCGGCGGAUGCGGAAAGCGUGUACAUGACCAACAUGGUCAUCGAUUCGGGCUAUCAUGGGAUGCAUUCGCGCAAGUCAAGCAUCAAGAGCACCAAUACAAUCAAAAAGCCAUAUUCAUGCUUUGGCAGCAUCAAGGAGUGGUGCAUCGCGUGGUGGCAUUCGGGCCGCGAGGACUCCGACGAUUUUGCCUACGAGCAGGAGGAGCCAUCUGAUUUAGGGUAUGCAACACCAGUAACAAUUGAAACUCCUUUACAAAGCUCCGUCUCCAGAUGCACCUCGAUGAACGUCAUGCGCGACAACUUUUCGAUGGGCGGCAGCGUGAGCGGGGUGCGGCCACCGAGCAUAAUGCUGGCGGAUGUGUCGCCGACGCCGUUGCGUCCGCCACUCAAUUCCAUUUCGCAGAUGCAAAUGCAGGAAAUGAAUGCGACCGGCAAUGGCAACAACGGCAACGUCAACAUCAAUAUCAGCAUAAACAGCGCCAACGGCAAUGGCGGUGGCGUCGGCGUCGGCGUAGGCGGCGGUGUUGCCGCUGGUAUUGUCAGCAACAAUAACAACAUGAACGGCGGUGCCAACAGCAACUCGAAUGUGAACACGCUGCGUGACUCGCGCACGCUGCCCGUGAGCAAUCGCAUCGGUUCGCGCUCGGUCAGCCAGGACUCGGUCUAUACAAUACUCAUAAGGCUGCCGCCAGAUGGCGCCAGCGGAGCGAAUGGCAGCAGCGGCACAGCGGCCGGCGGCAGCACGGUGGGCAACUCGAGCGCGCAUGGCGAUUGUGCGCCCUCCAUCAAGAUGAUACACGAGGAUGUGUCGGCGCCAAAUGCGACUAUGGGCGUGGUUACUGUGCCGCCGCCCACGCGACGUCCGCUGCCGUCGAGAGACUCGGAGUUCAGUUUGCCGCUGGGCAGGCGCAUGUCGCAUGCACCACAGGAUAUGCGUCUGCUCAAUGCGAAGGUUAUACCCAAGCAGCUGGGCAAGGCGGGCGGCCCGAAUGCGCUGCUCAAUGCGCGCAAUGCGGCCAAGAAGAAGAAAAAGUCACAGGAGAAGCGACAGGAAUCGAAGGCGGCCAAAACCCUCUCGGCCAUAUUGCUGAGCUUCAUCAUCACGUGGACACCGUACAACAUACUGGUGCUGAUCAAGCCACUGACCACCUGCUCGGACUGCAUACCCACCGAGCUGUGGGACUUCUUCUAUGCCCUGUGUUACAUUAACUCCACGAUAAAUCCCAUGUGCUACGCCCUGUGCAAUGCCUCCUUCCGUCGCACCUACAUACGCAUCCUCACCUGCAAGUGGCAAUCGCGCAAUCGCGAGGGUAUGGUCAGGGGUGUUUACAACUAGAGAUCCGGCAGCCGUUCCCAAAACCCAAACAAACACAUUCAAUUCAUAAUAGUUGCAAUAAAUGUUGUGCGCAAAAUUAAAACCAAAAAUGAAUGAAAAAUUGUUAGCAAAAGCAAAAAAACCAAAACUAGGCUUAGGUAACACUUUGACAAGCAGUACUGAUUUUUGAUGUCUAGCCCCCAAUAUAUAAAUAUAUAAAUAUAUAUAUGUGUAAUAACAAUAUCUGUGGGUUGCCCAAUAAGUUUCGCAUAUGCCAAAGAUAAUACUCGCAAAUCAAUUUCCAUUUGGACUCCAUAUUGGGAAUCUAAAUUGAACGUCAAUCAUUUAGAAAACUUUUCAGAUAUUUAAAAGCCAGAUAUUUGAGUGCCAGAGCAUGUAAACGACAUCAUUCGAAGAGUUAUAUGCAUAAAAUAUUAUUAUUAUAUUCUCAUUAAAAUAAUUCCAUAAUAACCACAAGUAAAUCUUGUGAAAAUGGCGAUUCAACCAGAGGCCUGUGCAAAUUUUGUACCUUAAAUUCUAAAGCUUAUAGAGGUCAGCAAAUAUAAUAAAAUAGUCUCAUGGUGAUUGAACCACUUUCAAAUAGCUAAAAUAGGAACACAAAAAAUCGCAAAUUGUAUCCUGCGAAUAUUAAACUCAUUAAGAAAAAAUCGAGCACUUACAGACAAAUGAAAUUAAAUUAACUAAAGAAUUCUCUUUGAGCAUAUAGUUUAUGAUGAAGGUCUUCCAUUUGUAAUAAUCUUCCGAACCGAAAGAAAAAUACAGAGCCGAUUCCCGAUUACAUAUUUCAGACAUUGCAGAAUAAAAUCAAAAUAAAUUUUGGGAAUUGUGCCCCUGGGCUGGAAAAAAAGAAAGAAUAUAACUAUGGAAACUAUCUAAAAUCUUGUCCCAACCUUCCCCAGCAAAUGCGGCAUUUGGGCAACUUAUUGAGCAGCCCUCGUAGCUUCUAGUUAAAGCAACCACAUCACAAAGGAAACCCAUUUUGUUAGGCGUUUACUUUUAGGUAGGCAAAUGCUCCAUGCAACAAGAAUUUAAUACAAAUAUAAAGGAUUACGAUUUGGAAUACAUUAUAUGAAUAAAUAUAUAUACAUAACAUUAUGUUAAAUAUAAAGAGAAUAUACCUAUGGUUAAGCUUAAGUUGUUGGCGUAUCCAAAAACCGAAUUGAAAAGCUUUAAAACAGUUCAAACAACCGCGAGCAACGAAUCGCAGGUGGCAAUUUUCCAGGUGGCGAUGACAGCCUGGAUAAUGCGUAUGUCUACAUUUUGUUAGCCUGGUAUGUGAUUAUGCUGUUCGUUGUGUUUUUUUUAUUUAAGUUUUGAUAGUUUAGAUCAUCUUUUGUAAACCAAAGUUAUAUUUAUAAGUACCAGAGGAGCGAGAAGUAGUAAAGGGAGAAGCUAACAAACAUCAACUAUGCGUAAACCAAGCAAGUUUGUAGUAUUAAAUUAAAAAACAAAAGCAAAAAAGUGACACAAGUAUAUGUAUCUAAUAAGAACGUAACCCACCAUAGUUCAACUACUAAGAACAAAACUUUUGUAACUGUUGAUUAAAACUUUGUAAAAAACAAAACACAAGUGAACGAUAUAAAACGUAAAGAACUUAAGAUACAAUUGCAAGUUUAUCGAACAAAUGACAAAAGCAAUAGCAAUUCAGGCACGCGUCACACCCAAGCGAGGGCAGUCGAUGGCCAAGAGAGAGAAAGAGAAAGAGAGAGAGAGGUAGGGAGAAACUAUCGCAAAUCUGAAAUAUCUCUAUAAACUUGAGUAUUUGACUUUGGCGAAAGUUUUGCUUGGCAGCUAAUAGAGAACCAACAAAGAGACCUGCGAAACAGACAACGUUACAUAGAUCAUGUUAGAGCCAUAGUUAGAAACAUAUAACAAAAAGGUUGUGCCGUUUAGGAAAGCAUCAAAGCAUAUAUCGUAAAACGAGCUUGUCAAUCAAAUGGCUGAGGGGUUUUCUUAUGGGUUUCAGUGAGAUUUAGCAGAGAGUACACCAUCGACUGCCCCAUUUGGGUUCCUCACGAAGAACUUAAUUUAACAAGAACCUGUUCCGAAUGCACCAACAAUAUAAGAAUCUGCAUACAUAUAAGCACACUCACACACAUACAUAUAUAAAAAUAUAUAUGUAUUAUUGAAGCAUAUGAGAAAUAAAAUACAUAAAAUAGCUUAAGCGAAAGACAAGCACAAAGUAAAUAUAUACGUUACAUAAUGUGAGAAGCGCAAUGAACAAAAGCAAAACCAAAUCCUUUUUAUCAAUUUGUAGUUAACUAAAACAAGAUACAACAAACUGGAUAACCCCAACGGUGAGGUAUCCGCAGCUGAAAUCAAAGCAACAUUUGUAGUCUCAAUGGCACCACUCAAGUAUAUACAUAUACACAAAUUAUACUAUAUGUAUGCAUAAGAUAUAUAUAUAUAUGUUAAAGUAAAUAAACUUAAAGGCAAACCAACCAAAUGAAAUACCAAAUAACAACAAAUCCAAAAGACAUGAUUUACAACCACGCACACAUCCAAAUGAAGCAUGCAGAAACGAUACAUAUAACUACCCAAACAAGCCCCUAAUAAUUAUAUCGAAUCACAAAUUGUCGGAAUCUGUGGAAUGGUUCCAAAAACAAAAAAACCAAAAAAAAAUAAAAAGUAUUAUGCAACCAGCGUAUUUAUAUGAAAUGAGAUUUAAUUGCAUACAAUCUAAUUGUUUGGAAACAUACUACGAUAUAUGAAAUAACAAAUAAUUAAAUUUAAAAAAAAAUACAUAUAUGAAUUAAAGCUAACAAUAAAAAAAAAAGUGAACAAAAAUAACUUGAAAACUGUAUUCUUAUAUUAAAUUUCUGUUACAACAAAAUUUUGUGAGUAAAGUCCCGGUCUUAAAAAUGGA
Molecule: messenger RNA, 5245 nt
Organism: Drosophila virilis
Lineage: Eukaryota; Metazoa; Arthropoda; Insecta; Diptera; Drosophilidae
Source: RefSeq, a predicted model, not a curated record